CAUGGCUCAUGCAUGGUGUUUCUGUUUAGCCCUUAUUGGAGGAGGGACUAAAUAUCCUCAAGUCUUCUUCGUACCCAUAUUUUACUAAUGGCUUGCUUUACUCCAUCCACUGUGCUCGGCUGCCUGCUGCCCACUCCUUAAAUAUUCCUCUCCACCACGACCACUCUAGUUAAAUUUAAUUACCAUUAGGACCAACACUCUUCUAAAUAACGAGCCUUCCUGGAAAUAUUUAAUCCUACGGUCGAUAAUUAAAAAAAACAGAUUAAUACGAUAAAUAAACCCCCAGUUUUACACGUUCUUUAAUAUAAUAUACAUACACGGAGCGAGCAACAAUUUCGGACUUCAAAUAAUCAUGUAAAUUUGUAUAAUUCUAUUAUCAAGUGAAGAGACGCUCUUCGUCGUACAGUAAAAGUUAAGUAAAUGUGCAAUUAAAUCGGAACGACAGGAGGACAGGUGUGCUGGACAAGUUAUAGUACAAUCGCGAUCAAUUAAUCAAGAGCAAGAAACAGAAAGUUUGGUUUGGGAAAGGUUAAAGCGAAAAAAGAAGAUAUAUAUUUUGAUCGAUGAGUGGUUAAUUUUGGAGAAAACUUAACUUUUUUUUACUAAUUGGUUCAAAAUACUUCUAGUCAAGAAAGAAGAGAGAAAAUAAAAAAUAUUUACAAAAAUAACAGAACAGACAGAUUAACGUCAACUUUCACCGUCGUACUUUCACCGAAGGAAAAUUAGGAGGCUGCAAAUUUCUAUCCAGCAGCAGCAGGAGCGGCAGAACAGUGGCAGCAUAUUUUUUUACGGGCAGUGGAACGCCAUAAUUCGUCAAAGUGAGGAGGAAAAGUGAAGCCAGUAGACUGAGGUCCAAUUUCGUCAAAAUGGGCGGAAUGGGGGACCAACACUUUUGUCUCCGUUGGAAUAAUCACGGAAGCAAUUUGACCGAAGUUUUAGAGCGGCUGUUGCAACAGGACAAUUUGACAGACGUGACACUCGCCUGCGAUGGACAGAGUUUUAAGGCACAUCAAACCGUUCUGUCGGCUUGCAGCCCCUUUUUUGAAACCCUCCUCGUGAAGAAUACACAUCCUCACCCCAUCAUUUACAUGAAGGAUAUCAAGUCUUCUGAAAUGAAAGCACUACUAAACUUUAUGUACAAGGGAGAAGUCAAUGUGUCCCAGUCAUCGUUGUCAGAGUUUCUGAAAACUGCGGAAGCCCUCAAGAUCCGAGGGCUGACUGAAGGGAGCGACAGCAAUGGGGAGGCAAGUACUAGUACGACGACGACGGGUAAAGAUAACGUCAUGUCAUCUUCAACAACUUCGUUCAAAAAUUCACACUCGCAUUCUCACGUUGUGUCUUCCAACAAUGUUGACUCUUCUGAUGGGAUAUUAAUGACGACGUCAAGAAAGCGGAGGAGGGUUUCUACCAGUAGCAAUGAUGACAGCAUGGAUCCCAUAUCUUUGGCAAUCAACACGAACCACCACCAUCAUCAUCAUCAUCAGGACUUGUCCAAAUCGGAUGGAAGAUCUUUGGAUGUCGUUUCAGUCGGAUCAUCCUCAGCAGCAAGCAGACCAUCGCCUCCAGCACUAAUUGCAAUUGGAAAGCAAUCCGGGGGCGGUGGUGGUGGUGGUGGCGGCGGCGGGGGUGGUCGUGUCUCCUCCCAGCCUAGUCCCAUGGUUGCGUGUGAAUCAAGUUCUUCUAUUGAUCCCUCCAGUUUUCUGAUGCCGGUUAUGGACAGCAAGGAUGAUGACGAACAGGACUACGACUUGGAUUCUGGCUUGAACGUGAAAGUUGAGGAUGAGGAUGAUGACGAUGACGAUGAUGGAAUUGAUGACGGUCGAUAUAUCGGAUACUACCCGCAUGCCUCUUUACUGGAAAAAUCAAGCGAUGACGACAAAGGUGACGCUGGCGACUCGGAUCAACAGGGAUCAAACCUGGACGGACUGGAAAUGGCUGACGGACGAAUCUACGGAUCUAUCUUCGAGAAGGUGCAAGGAAGCCCCCAUCUUAAAAGGUGCAAAUUGUGUGGAAAGCUGGUUAGAGGGCGGAAGCACAGAUUUGUUCACAUGCCUGGUACAUACAGUUGUCCCUACUGCCCCUGUGUUUACACCCGUAGCGAUAAUCUAAAUGCCCAUGUCCGCGUGAAACAUGGGAAACCUAAAUUGGAACCAAACAGCAACUCUACAAGUCCAAAUAGUAGCGCUUUGGUUAAUCUCAUCACGGCGUCGUCAGAUUACAAGUAGUAUAAAAAAUCUCGUAAUGCUACUACUACUACUACUUUCACCAUUAUUCACUUGGUCAACUCCUCCUCAUACAUAAAUAUAUUCAAAAUGUACCCCAUAUUCUUGACGUCUUCGCUGCGUUUGUGUCUUACUAACUGUCCUUUCUACAAACUGUGGCCAUCCUGUUGUUGUAUUUUCGAUAAUUGCAGUACAGACCAAAGAAAGAGGAAAGAGAGAAAAAUAUUAUUAUUAGCUUGAUAAGUAUAUUUAUGGCUAAUAAUAAGUGUUAUUAUCUAUAUAUACGUUGUUUCAUUUCUAUGUUAUACGUACGUACGUAGUAAUCUGGUUUUUAAUGAGAAAAGAUGUCGAGUGUGCUGUAUGAUGACCAAAUAUUUUGUCGAGUUCUCGUAGUCAGAAAAAACAUACACCAGUUAUAAAAAUAGAAAUUAAUUGCAUAAGAAAAAUGUAACAUUCAAGUUCAGGCUUUAAUGAUCUAGUGAAAAUCAUCGUUGUUUUCACGCUAAUAAGUUAUUAUUAUUUGGAAUGCUUUCGUGCUAGUGAAUUGAAUACUAUGUUAUGAUUAUCAACCAAAAGUAUUGCGUAUACAGUGCUGGAGAGUCUCUUCUAGUGUGGUUCAGAAUGAUUGAGGGAUUUGUUGUAAAUAUUUUUGCGUUCGUAAAUAAUCCUAAAAAUUUCUGGGUUUUGAAAAUUGUGCGUGCAAUGUCUAAAGACUUUGUCAUUUAUGUAUUGAGUUUGGAAUUGAGGGGUAUGUAGCAAUCAAUUUAAAAAAGUGUUCUAUAAUUCAGUCAAUUGUUGAAUUGAAUUUUUUUAAGAUUAUGAUUUUCGUUUUUUUUAGUUUAUAGACGAUAUUUUGGUUAGUAGUUUGAAGUCGGGUUCAAAGUGUGCUUUUUUCAAUGUAAUGACAAAUAUUAGUUAGUUAGGGUAGGGUAGCGUGUAAUAAUUAAUUUUAGUUGCAGACACAUAUUAAUUAUGUAAAUUAAUAUAUUAAUAUUAUAUUAUCAUUGUCGUACCUUAUUUUAUUUUUCCUUGCCGAGAAAACAAUCGUCGCAUAGAUAAUUGCCACUUUAAUUAAUUAAUAAUUGCUUUAUUACUGACACAACGUUAACUUUGUUGAACAAUCAAUCAGUUAGUAAUAAUGAGUAUUAUUAUUUACUUCCGCAAUAUUCGACCAUCACCCAAGGGUUAUAACAAUCGGUUAAUUUCUCACAAUCAGUUGAAACAAUUAGUUAAUUUGUUAGUAAAUGUUAGUAAAGUUUAGUUUUCGUUUUUAACUAUAGACAAAAUUAUUAAAUAUUAUAAUUGCAUUAAAAUUAUAGGAUAAGAAGGAUACGUAUUUGGUAGGUGGAUUGGAUGAGUCCAUCAACGUGCCUAAUCAAAAAGAAACAGAAUUAAACCAAAGUAAAAAAUGUAACACAGUCGUAAAACGUAAUUUUUGGGUCCAGGAGAUGUCGAGUCUAUGAAUUAGUUUACAUGACACUCUAUUGUUUCUAUCUGCACUUUCUCUAAUUAGGCAGUGCUCCAGAGAUAGGGAAUGAUUGAGUAUAAAAUUACAUGAUAAUGACCAGACCACUAUUUUCCAUAAUAAUUGAUGAACCAUUAUACUGAAAAAAAGAAACUGUAUCCAAAAUCUAAGAAUGACUUUGCCUUGAACUCUAUAGAAAAAAAGUAACUUUCUACUACACACAAAGAAAACUAUAAUAUAUAAAUUAUGUAUAAUAAUGAUGGAUAAUUAUUAUAUAGAUUUAUCUAAUAUAUCAUUUUAUUCUGUGUUUCUUGAUGUAAGUUGUAAAAAGUUGGCGUUAUUAUUGUUAACAUUAUUAUUAAAAUAUGUAAUAAUAGUAGAUGACAGGGUCGCCCAGCGUAUGCGAUUCUGAUUUUGGGGAAAUUAGUGUCAAUCGAUCAGAAAUUUAGGUAGUAUGAAAUUUGCGAAAGACAUGAUCUUCCAAUGGGCACGUUUGGCAGAGAUAUUUGCAUCCGAAGAGGAGAAAACAAUGCCCAGUAAAUCUUGGAAGGUCGAAAAAUCAACUUUAGGGCUUUAUUAUGCAAAUAUCUUUGCCAGACCUGAGAAUUGGCGGAUAGUCGCUUUUGCAAAUUUCAUACUAACUAAAUUUGUCAUAAAUUGGCACAAAUUUGUUCAAAAUCUAUGCUCAUACGCUGGGGGCGACCUCCAUCUGUAGUUUUAAGACACUGUUCAUGGUGCAGAACUUGUUUUGUCCGGUUUGACGAUACCAAAAAUUUACCAUUAUGAUGAUAUGAAUUUUGUGUGUGCUAGUUUGAAUAUUUGUCUCAGUCCGUAUAAGUACAUGUAAUCUUAUGAUCUUCAAAAAAAAGUUAAUUUCUUCAAAAAAGGAGAUACGAGACUCUUUACUAACUUAAGAAAUGAAAAUGAAUAUCUUAAAGAAAACAAGAUAAAUACAUAAAUACGUAACUAAAUUUCAAAUGAAGUAUAAAAUAAAUAAAUAAAUAACUGACUAAAAAAAUAUGUAUUUAAAAAAAAAGUGAGCAAAGAAAAGAGCGACAAAAAGUGUUUGAAAAAUUGUUUAGCCUUGUAGUCAUUCGAUAAUAAUAAUGUUGCAUUAAGUAAUUCAUGCACAUUAAAAAAUGUCGCGCUGCCUUUAAAAGGAGUGUUAAAUCGUUAUAUUGAUUGAGUUUUUCCUUCAAUAUUAUUGUUGUCAACUUUAACUUUAUCACUUUGACUUGUCAAUCAAAUGUAAUAAUUUAAAUAUAUUUUGAAAAUCAAAUAAAAAUCAAAUGUGCUGUCCUUAAAAAA
Molecule: messenger RNA, 4995 nt
Organism: Folsomia candida
Lineage: Eukaryota; Metazoa; Arthropoda; Collembola; Entomobryomorpha; Isotomidae
Product: sex determination protein fruitless
Exons: 13
Coding region: 867-2225 (452 amino acids)
Biological process (GO): regulation of transcription by RNA polymerase II
Cellular component (GO): nucleus
Molecular function (GO): protein binding
Source: RefSeq, a predicted model, not a curated record